AUGGCUGUUGGAGUAAGCUUGAUAGAUACGGCGGCUGAGGAAGAAUGGAUGGCUGCAACAAGGUCUGUGAGGGUGAAAGCUCCCUCACUUGCACGUUCUUCUUCUCUAGAUGAGGCAUUUUGCCUUCAUUCUAAAUCACCAUGGUUUGGCCUGACUUGGGAAGUCAUGUUGUUGCUUCUGAUUCAUGUGCUGAGCAAAGAAAUGGUUGGCAUUGGCAUGCUUCUGUCGAAUUACCUCCCACUGAAAACAGUGGACAAGUUUGUGUCACUGCUUGCCAAGUUGAGCUACAGUGAUUUGUCCAGCCAUGGCAUUCAUCGCCCAGUUGAAGGGCCAUUUCUCUUUAAAGCACUCACUGGAAAGACUCCAGUAAUUGAUCGUGGAACCAUCAAGAAAAUUCGCUCAAAAAAGAUUCAGGUUUUUCCAGAUGUAGUGAGUAUAAACCAGAACACUGUGGAAUUCAAAGAUGGUAAACGACGGUGUUUUGAUGCUAUUGUGUUGGCAACUGGUUACAAAAGCGUAGCACAUAAAUGGUUGAAGGACUACAAGUUCCUUCUUACAGAUGAUGGAAAGCCUAAAGGGAAGUACCCAAACCACUGGAAGGGCGAGAAAGGUGUUUAUUGUGUUGGAUUAACAGGGAAGGGACUGCCAGGAAUUUUCAAAGAUUCAAAGGCUGUAACUGAAGACAUCUAUCAACUUACACUAAUGGCACAAAAGUAGUUAAUGUGCAUUCCAUGGGCACUAGUAAUGCACGUAUGCAGACAGGGGUGCAUUUGUGUGUUGUAUAAGACAUAAAUCACUGUUUAUGGAUUCCUAGUCUUUGCGUUUAUAGUUGGUGCAUUUUCCUGCAUGUCAUUUUGUUCGUCAUGUUUUCAACACUGUGAUGCCCAUGUUUUCUAGCACACUAUACUCGUAAGCCCCGACAUGU
Molecule: messenger RNA, 925 nt
Organism: Prunus mume (Japanese apricot)
Lineage: Eukaryota; Viridiplantae; Streptophyta; Magnoliopsida; Rosales; Rosaceae
Source: RefSeq, a predicted model, not a curated record